GCCUUCCACAGUUCAUGUGUGACGUCACUUGUACGCGACAGAAAAAGCCGCUCUCCGCGUGGUUCACGCACAGGUAACACGCACGCGGUAACAUGGCGGUGUGCUUCAGUGGGUCCUGGUUCGUCUUCACGUGCGGCUCCAAACUGGGAGCAGCUGACACGGCACGGAACAGAGAUCCGUUCGUGUUCGACUGCAGCACGGCGGAGAAGAAGCCGAGGAGCACGAAGGAUGAUAACAGUGAUGGCGGCGCCUCAGAGGAAACAGGAAGUGACAGAAUCCUCGCUUUCGCUGCGUCUCCGUCUGGAAAGCUGGUGGCUCUGACGGACGACAACAAGAGGCUGGUCCUGUUCGAGUGUGAGCCGGCGUGGAGGUGCAUCAGCAUCAGGUGUGUGGUGAGGAGGUGCACCUCUCUGCUGUUCAGCCGGGCCGAGGACGAGCUGCUGGUGGCGGACAAAUCCGGAGACGUUUACUCGUUCUCGGUGGCGGAGCCGCAGGCGGAGGGCGAGCUGAAGAUGGGUCACCUGUCCAUGCUGCUGGCCGUGACGAUGUCACCUGACGACAGGUACGUGAUCACGGCCGACCGCGACGAGAAGAUCAGAGUGAGUCACCUGAGAUCUCCGUACAACAUCCAGUCCUUCUGCCUGGGACACCAGCAGUUUGUCAGCGCGCUGCUCGUCCCGUCCGGUCGUCCACGCUGGCUGCUGUCUGGAUCAGGGGACGGCACUGUGAAGCUGUGGGAGUACGAGUCGGGCCGUAAGCUGCAGAGCUGUGAGCUGGAGGAGUCCGACACACAGAAGAAACCCACCGUGUGCAGAAUCAUCAGCUCGCCAGACGCUCGUCACGUAGCCGUGCAGUGUGAAAGAGUGUCCACGCUUCAGUUCUUCAGCGUGGACGAGGACAGCGAGGACAAGCUGCUUCCACACAGCAGGCUCGUGCUGCCACACUGUCCCCUGGACGUGACCUUUGACCCCGCGGGUCGGCUGUGGGCGCUGAUGGACUGUGACGACGAGCCAAUCAGAGUCUACUCACACAGACGAGACCGCUGGGAGCCCGACGCCGAGAGUCCAGAACUGAACCGGGUCUGUGAAACCUUCAGGCCUCACUGGGACACACUGGAAGCCUCGGCGAGGAGCAGCAGCCGCUUCGAUCACCUGUACAAGGUGACGUACGACAACGUGGCGGCGUACCUGCAGAAGAAGCAGCAGAGGCUGGAGGAACAGCAGCUGAAGAGGACCAAGGCGCAGGAAGCUAACGGCAGCAAGAAGGCCAAGAAGUCCGAAACAUCGUGAACGACGACGAACGAGUCGAGCGACACUUUGAGUUCAAUGAUUUUUAUGUUUGAUCAGAUUUAUGAUUUUUAUUAAAUAAACUGUAAAUAAACACG
Messenger RNA from Larimichthys crocea (large yellow croaker), 1384 nucleotides. RefSeq names its product WD repeat domain 4 (gene wdr4). The coding region runs from base 93 to 1289 and encodes 398 amino acids. NCBI's taxonomy places the organism in Eukaryota, Metazoa, Chordata, Actinopteri, Sciaenidae. Gene Ontology annotation, biological process: RNA (guanine-N7)-methylation; tRNA modification. Gene Ontology annotation, molecular function: protein binding. The record is from RefSeq and is a predicted model, not a curated record. Gene Ontology annotation, cellular component: cytosol; nucleus; tRNA methyltransferase complex. The transcript has 11 exons.